Molecule: messenger RNA, 1161 nt
Organism: Lates calcarifer (barramundi perch)
Lineage: Eukaryota; Metazoa; Chordata; Actinopteri; Centropomidae
Gene: ormdl2
Product: ORMDL sphingolipid biosynthesis regulator 2
Exons: 4
Coding region: 125-586 (153 amino acids)
Biological process (GO): negative regulation of ceramide biosynthetic process; ceramide metabolic process; intracellular sphingolipid homeostasis
Cellular component (GO): endoplasmic reticulum membrane
Source: RefSeq, a predicted model, not a curated record
UGCAGUUUUUUUUUUUUCUUUUGACAUCUGUCCGCUGCACCAGAGGAACCAGCCUGAACCUAACGAAGGCGGGGUUAAAGAAAAAAACAAGGAAUUUCCUGGUGAGCUACGACAACGCAGGAAGAUGAACGUGGGCGUAGCUCACAGCGAGGUGAACCCCAACACACGGGUGAUGAACAGCAGGGGGAUCUGGCUCACCUACCUGCUCCUGACCGUUGUGUUGCACGUCAUCCUGCUCAGCAUACCUUUUUUCACCGUGCCGCUCGUGUGGACCCUUACCAAUGUCAUCCACAACCUGGUGAUGUACCUGUUUCUACACACAGUGAAGGGCACUCCCUUCGAGACACCCGACCAAGGGAAGGCUCGUCUGCUCACACACUGGGAACAGAUGGACUACGGCGUCCAGUUCACAUCUUCGCGCAAAUUCCUCACCAUCUCACCAAUUGUUCUGUAUAUUCUUGCCAGUUUCUACACAAAAUAUGAUCCCACACAUUUCCUGAUCAACACUAGCUCCCUCCUCAGUGUUCUCCUGCCAAAGUUGCCUCAGUUUCACGGAGUGCGGAUAUUUGGGAUCAACAAAUACUGACUGAACACUGGAUUUUAACCACCAACACUGGACUUUAGUUUUUUUUGUUUGUUUGUUUGUUUCUUCUGAAUUAUUUCAUGUUUAGUGUUUUAGGAGAAGAGAAACAGUUCAGUUUGUCUUAUCUGUACAGACUGUGUGGAGUAAUAUAUGAAAGUUGCAGUUCGUGCUGCGUCUCGCAGCCUGAAAGAAAAGUAAAUGCACCGCUGUUGUCAGCAAUUUUUUUUCUUUACUGACAUUCCUGACGCACGUUUAUCAAAAGCCAGGCACCUUGCUCGUCUUCAAGUAAGAGGAAAGUCUGAACUGCACUGCUUUUGGACGUUAUGUUAACUCAUUAUUCUGUCCCACAUGUAGCUUUUCUGCUACAGCUCUGUCAUGUUCUGAAUUAUAGUUCAAAGUUCCUUUUUUCAUGCUUUUUUCUUGAUUUACUAUGAAGGAUUUACAUGCAGCAUGCAUAUACACGCCUACAAUAAACACUGCAGCCUUUAUUUUGCUUUGAUACACAUAAUUUACUGUUUCAUUAAAAGCUGAUGUCUUUUCCUGCCUAUAAAUGAGCAGUGACAGCUAUAUGACCUGCA